This is a messenger RNA of Aplysia californica (California sea hare), 2123 nucleotides long. Its product is annotated as tubulin-specific chaperone C. Gene Ontology annotation, molecular function: tubulin binding. Bases 639 to 1676 code for a protein of 345 amino acids. The record is from RefSeq and is a predicted model, not a curated record. Gene Ontology annotation, biological process: tubulin complex assembly; post-chaperonin tubulin folding pathway. The transcript has a single exon. NCBI's taxonomy places the organism in Eukaryota, Metazoa, Mollusca, Gastropoda, Aplysiida, Aplysiidae. Gene Ontology annotation, cellular component: cytoplasm.
UAUGUUGAAGAAGUAAAAUAAAAAUAUCUGGGGCAAAAGCGAAAAGAAACAAUACCCCCCGCAACAAAAUCAAACAAAAAUGCAGGUUAACGUUAAUUUUUUUAGAAAUGAAAUUAGGCGAAGGCACUUAAUUAUUACUUAUACUCUUAUAUAGUUAUCGCCUGUAGUUAUAGAUCUAGAUCUAUCAAAAUAUCUUUUGAGCAUCUUUUCCCUGUUUUGCCAGUAUACAAAAUUUGCCAGUGUUUGGAAACUUAUUUGUUUUGUUUAAUUAAACUACGUAGAUCUAUAUCACUAUCACUCUUGUAGUUCUCCCUCUUUGGUUCAUUCUUUGUUCAUGUUGUCAAGAGCGGGGAGGGGAGUUUGGGAGAGUGCAAAUGUGGUCAUGGUAACAGCUAACAAUAAUUCUUAGUUAUCACCCCUAGUACACCUUAUGCCUUUAACAAUAAAAAAAUGCGACCAAUUUGCUUUUCAGACAAUGCUUAUGAGAGAAAAUAUACAUCUAAUUUGGAUUUCAUAUACCAACAGAAUAUACACCCUUACAAAUCAAAGUAUAAUUUGACGAUUAGUCAAUAAAUAAAGCUAACCGGAAGAAUGACUAAUGCCCCAUAGCCACUAAAGAAAAACUUGUGGAGAAGAAAAUGGCGGAUUGGAAAGGAACGUACCGUUUCUCUAACAACACUGUGGAAGAAUCCUCCAAGAAUCAGUCAUUGGUUACUGAAAAAUUGCAGAAGAGAGAGGAUGAACGUCAAGAAAAGCUGCGUAAGAAACAAGCAGAAGACGAUUCAUUCAAAGUUCAAGAAAGUCUUCAAAUUUUUCUUGAUACUUUCAAUUCUGAACGUACAAAACUAGAAAAUGGACUGAGUGACAGCGUCGCAGUUGAUAGGGUGCAUUUAACUGAACAUUUUGACCAGUUGUCUCACCAUGUUACUAAACUGCAACGCUAUGUCUCAGAGUCUGCUAUGUUCCUACCACCCUAUGAGCUGAAGACAGCUCAAAAUGUUUUGAUGUCUCUUCAGGGUAAAAUUCAGGAGAAACGGGAUGAAAUGCUUCCCAAAAAGAAAUUUGCCUUCAAGUCAAACAGAAAAACGGAGAAAAAAGCUGCAGUCCCUUGUGCUGUAAGAAGUGAAGAAACAAUAAAAGAUUCAAAGUCUGAGGAUGAUUUAGUUAUUGAACAUGCUGCUUGUAAGUUUAUUGGUGCUUUCAAUGAAACUUUGAGAAAAGAGGCUGAUGAAAUCAACAAGAAGGAUGUUGCCCUUGCCGGAUUGACUGAAUGCACAGUUUUAUUAUGUGGUGCUCCCUCCGCCAUUCACAUAAACAAGUUGAAGAACUGCAAAAUAUUCUGUGGGCCUGUUCCUGGAUCCAUCUUCAUUCGAGAAUGUUCAAACUGUACUUUCGUGCUGGCUUGUCAACAGCUUCGGAUACACUCUACAACUGAGUCGCAUUUUUAUAUUCAUGUCACAAGCAAAGCUAUUAUUGAAGACUGUAACACAGUGAAAUUUGCUCCUUACAACUGGAGUUAUGAACAGUUAGAUAAACACUACCAAGCGACUGGACUUUCAAAAGUCCGUAAUAACUGGGAUAAAGUAGAUGACUUCAACUGGUUAGCUGCUGAUGCUCACUCACCCAACUGGUCGAUUCUUGAGGAGGAGAAGCGAAUCUCUUCAUGGAAUGUAUAGCUAUUUGUUAUAUCGUUAUGUUGUGUGAAUGAAUGCAGAAUUGAUUGUGACUUCUAUCUGUAAAAUACUUGUUUGAUGAUCAACACAAGCAUGUGAUAAAAUAUUUAUAAUUUGACUUUCAGCUUGGAAGGAAUUUUGUACUGUGCCACACACACAAUUUCCGAUAAAAAAUUGUUGGACCAAGUUUUGCUUUUGGUACAAGACUUAUACGUCUAGUUAGUUUUAAGAAUGAAAUCCAUGUUACAUUAGAGUUGUGGGAAGGAUCAAAUGGAAGAAUGGCUACCAAUUGCUAAUUGUUAUUUUUUUAUUUGGGAAAGGAAUACUGAGGUGACGUUCAUAAUGCUAAAUAAUGUUAGGCUAUGAUUGUGAAUCAGGUUUAUUUUUGGUAAUAGUAAUAGUUUGGGAAGGACUUCCGUAACGAGCGGACCCCCCCCCCCAAAAAAAAAA